This is a messenger RNA of Eruca vesicaria subsp. sativa (arugula), 372 nucleotides long. The record is from the annotation of a GenBank genome assembly. Lineage: Eukaryota; Viridiplantae; Streptophyta; Magnoliopsida; Brassicales; Brassicaceae.
AUGAACGACCACAGAAGUCUACUACAAGGAGGAAUGAAAGAAGAAAAUCGAGCAAGAAAACCGAUCUCAGCUUCGCCUACAAGGUCUCAAAUCGUAGUCACAAACGCAAACGCAGCUUUAACUGGUCCGUCCGAAGUGGCGUUUAACGUUUGCUGCUUAUGCGUCUGUUGUCCUCUUUGCAUUCUGUGGUGCUGCAUCAAACUGCCUUGUGAAAUCGGAUGGCGAGCCAUCCUAAAGACUGGACGCCACUUAAGCGGCUGUGGCAGAAGCUUAAGCAUGAGGAAUAAGGAUGCUGAUUAUUCGUCAUUUUCUGAUAUUGAUUCAGAUGAAGUGAAAUACGAAGCUCAUAGUCGCUUAAAACGAAAUGGCUGA